Aspergillus fijiensis CBS 313.89 is the source of this 1478-nucleotide messenger RNA. RefSeq names its product MOSC domain-containing protein. The transcript has a single exon. The record is from RefSeq and is a predicted model, not a curated record. Bases 94 to 1278 code for a protein of 394 amino acids. Gene Ontology annotation, molecular function: catalytic activity; molybdenum ion binding; pyridoxal phosphate binding. Lineage: Eukaryota; Fungi; Ascomycota; Eurotiomycetes; Eurotiales; Aspergillaceae.
CUAACCAUUCCCCCCUCGCGCCUUUGUCUUUUCUUCUUUCUCAUACUCAGGCAUAAUGAUCUCAUAGCUUGCAGUUUAUCACUCCCUUUGAAAAUGGCCGAUCUAGUCCUCCUCGCAAUAAUUGUCCUUCCACUAGUUGUGUUCCUCCCCAGUCUCAAGACGUGGCUCGCAACUCACCUGCCCCACGCCCUGACGACCCUCACCACCCUCCGCCGCGGCCAUCGCCCCAAACAAUCCCACGAGAUCGUCGCCCUCCGAGUCUACCCCAUCAAAUCCUGCCGUGGACUCACCCUCCCCCGCACGACUUUACUUCAGCAUGGUCUCGACCUCGACCGACGGUGGAUGAUCGUCGACGCGGCGACGCACGAGUUCCUCACCAUCCGCACAAACCCGCGCAUGACGUUGAUCACCACCGCCCUGAGCAGCAGCAGCACCACCACCACCACCUCCGACGAAACAGCGCAAGACAACUCACCCCUCAACCUAACCAUCUCACUCCCCGCCCCAUCCACAUCCCCAUCCCCUACCGCACCAGCAACCACGACAAUCACCAUCCCCGCGCACCCAACCCCAACCUGGCUCGCCCAAAACACCACGCUCGCAUCGGACAUCAAAAUCUGGGACACCACGACAGACGGCUACAUCUACAGCUCCGAAGUCAACGCGCCCAUCAGCGAAUUCCUCGGCCGCGAGGUGGCGCUGGUCUACAAGGGCCCGACCCCGCGCAUCCUGCAGGGCAACGGGGCGCCGCGGCUGCUGGGCCGCGAGCAAGCCACGAACUUCCCGGACGUGCAUCCCGUGCUGAUCGCGUCGGAGGCGUCACUGGAUGAAUUGAAUGAGCGGCUGCUGCGGCAGGGGGAGGAGGCGAUCACGGUGGAGCGGUUCCGGCCGAAUGUGGUGGUGCGCGGGCGGGUGGCGUGGGAGGAGGAUACGUGGAAGACGGUGCGGGUUGUUGCUUCCUCUUCUCCUUGUGCUUCUGCGGGUGGUGAGGGGGGUGUAAAGGGUGAGGGGAGGACGGCUGGGAAAGGCUUGGAGCUGGAUAUCGUGGCGCGCUGUGCGCGGUGUCAGGUCCCCAACGUCGAGCCGACCUCGGCGGAGAAACAUAAGAAGCAGCCUUGGGAUACGUUGAUGGCGUAUCGCAGGGUCGAUGAGGGUAUGAAGUAUAAGCCGUGCUUUGGGAUGUUGAGCGCGCCCCGGCAUGAGGGGGAGAUUGCGGUGGGGAUGCGCUUGGAGGUGUUGGAGGAGACGGCGGAGCAUCGUUAUAUUGCUGGCUUUUAGGGGGUAGGUAAAAGGGCUCUGGUUGGGGAGCUGGAGGCUGACGGGGAGGGGAGAAGUGGAAGUAUAUUUGUGAGGCUAUAUAAAAUUGUUGUGUCUUGCAGUAGCGAAGAAAAGGUGGGUUAGAGUGACUUAAGGUAGAAGGAGGUAAUAGCUAAGGAAGUUUAGUUUGUAUACAUCAAGUAUUUAUUUGUAAUAUUGCU